This is a messenger RNA of Hyla sarda, 1166 nucleotides long. It is a transcript of the gene RNF5, whose product is annotated as ring finger protein 5. Gene Ontology annotation, molecular function: ubiquitin-like protein conjugating enzyme binding; ubiquitin protein ligase activity. The record is from RefSeq and is a predicted model, not a curated record. Gene Ontology annotation, cellular component: endoplasmic reticulum. The transcript is spliced from 6 exons. Lineage: Eukaryota; Metazoa; Chordata; Amphibia; Anura; Hylidae. The coding region runs from base 98 to 604 and encodes 168 amino acids. Gene Ontology annotation, biological process: ubiquitin-dependent protein catabolic process.
AACGCCAGGCAGGCUUACGGCCCUCGCCAAUCAGGGGCUUGACCUCUCCCGGUAAGCUCCGCCUUGGCCCGGCUAGGGUUCCGGUCUCUCGGUUGCCAUGGCGGCCGCUGCUGGCAUUCCCGGUGCGGCCUAUGAAUGUAACAUCUGCCUGGAGACGGCUCGGGAGCCGGUGGUCAGUGUAUGCGGUCAUCUGUACUGCUGGCCUUGUCUUCAUCAGUGGUUCGAGACCCGGCCGGAGCGUCAGGAGUGUCCUGUGUGUAAGGCGUCCGUCAGCCGAGAGAAUGUCAUCCCAAUAUAUGGCCGAGGGGACAGUAACCCGCAGGACCCCAGGUUGAAGACUCCUCCAAGACCUCAGGGACAGAGGCCAGAACCAGAGACCAGAGCAGGAGGGGGGAUCCCGGGAUUCACGGACACCGGCUUCCACAUGUCUUUCGGCAUCGGUGCUUUCCCUUUCGGCUUUUUUACUACAGUCUUUAACACUAAUGAUUUCCAGUCCGCACCUCGUGCAGACACUGGACUCCCCCAGGGAAGGAUGUUUGGCCUCCCCGACUCCCUCUUCCUCAUCAUCGCUGCCUUCUUUUUCCUCUGGUUGAUAAGCGUGUAAGGCUGCAGUUCACAUCACUCGCCAGCAGGGGGCCUUAAGCCAUUCACAACACUCCAGGCUCUGCUAUGAGCCCCAUCCUCUUCCUGCACACGCACUCCUCGGCCUACCAGAUGGUUUAUAACGUCCCCCUCCCCACCCCCACUCCCGUUUCCCCCCCCCCCCCCCCCCAAUUUCAUCCAAUCCUAUCUUUUUCUAUGGGCACUUUACAUAUCGCCACUCCAGGUCACGACCCCUUUAAAUCUUUUUACAUUUGUAAGUAUUCUUUUUUUUUUUCUUUUUGCACAUUGUAAAUGGUUGACCUUGAAACUGAUGGAAACCUUUUUGGAAUUUCUAUCGUUGGACCAAUUUAAUAGAGUUCUCAGAUUCUGCGGACAUGGCUGAUACGGAACGUCUUCUCCAAUCUUGUAUAAAAAGUCUUAACUUCCUCGGAGGUCAUUGCCGAAUUGUCUUCUUGGGCUCCAAAUGAUGACGUGAUACACUGACGGUGUCUUAGAUACCGGGUGCUGCGAUGUAUCUGAGCAGAGAGGUCAUUUGUUAGUAAAAUUCCUAAUGGUUAAUUGUC